AGUAGGAGUUGGAGAUGGUCCAUUUCUUAGUGAUCAACGAUCCAUAUCACUAUCACUCGUGUAGCAGUAAAAAAAGAACGGCAGGUUUUGCUUUUGACAAAUCAUGCAAUUCUUGGACCAUUGUUACCAUAAUGUAAGAAUAAAGUUUUGAGCUUUGAAAGAAGAAAACACACAGAGAGAGAGAGAGAGAGAGAGGCAUCCGAGAUUUGAAAAGAAUAAAAAUGGUGAGGAUUCCUUGUUGUGAGAAUAUGGGGUUGAAGAAGGGACCAUGGACGGCUGAAGAAGAUCUAAUCUUGGUGUCUUAUAUCCAGCGUUUUGGCCACAGCAAUUGGCGAGCACUCCCCAAGCAAGCAGGUUUAUUAAGAUGUGGAAAGAGCUGUAGGCUUAGGUGGAUUAAUUACUUGAGACCAGACAUUAAACGAGGAAACUUCAGCAACGAAGAAGAAGAAACUAUCAUUAAGCUGCAUCAGAUUAUUGGGAACAGAUGGUCUGCAAUUGCAACAAAGUUGCCAGGAAGAACAGACAACGAGAUAAAGAAUUAUUGGCACACCCAUCUAAAGAAGAGAGUUGAUGGGAAGCAAGCCACCCCAAGCACAAGCAGUUCAGCUGAUCAGACCACCAAAACAUCAUCAAACAUAAAGGCAGUGAUCAACAAUGCAAGAUCAUCACAGCAGCCUGAGAGUUUUCCUACCCAUCAAAAUAUAAGAUAUGCAACAGAAGAGAAAUCUCAGGAACCUGUGGCAACAGCAGUGGAAGCCAUCAACGGUUUCAGUACUGUAAAUGAUACGGAGUUUUGGUACGACAUCUUCAUGGAAGCAGGAAACUCUAGAGAAAUGCAUGGAGAUUUAAGGGUUUAGUCUGUGUUAUUUGUUUUAUAAUUAUAUAUAAAUAAAUAAAUAAUAUAUGUAUAUUUCUCUUUAGAUGUUCUAUUUUUCA
Manihot esculenta (cassava) is the source of this 936-nucleotide messenger RNA. RefSeq names its product transcription factor MYB15. The coding region runs from base 222 to 857 and encodes 211 amino acids. The record is from RefSeq and is a predicted model, not a curated record. The transcript has 3 exons. NCBI's taxonomy places the organism in Eukaryota, Viridiplantae, Streptophyta, Magnoliopsida, Malpighiales, Euphorbiaceae.